GGAGGGGCCAGGAGGGCGGGGCGCCCGCCCCCAGCCGCGCUGUCGCCGCCCAGCCCGGCCCAAGCGAGCGGGUCUCGAGGAUCGCUGGCCAAGCACGCUGGAACACCCCCACCCCUGCAGCGGCGCCCCCACUUUCCAACCCCUGCGGCGCACGCGGAUACAGCUGACCCGGGACGCAGGCAAGACACCAGGCGCGGGGCGCGAAGAAUCGGGUACUGGCGCGGGAUGCGAACGCAAGGCUUCUCCUUCUGAUGAAAAGAGAAGGGAAGGAUGGACUACACGCACCAAACUGCCCUAGUCCCGUGCGGACAAGAUAAAUACAUGUCCAAGAAUGAACUUCUCCUCCAUCUGAAGACCUACAACUUGUACUAUGAAGGCCAGAACUUGCAACUCCGACACCGAGAGGAAGAAGAUGAGUUCAUUGUGGAGGGGCUGCUGAACAUCUCCUGGGGGCUGCGCAGGCCCAUUCGGCUCCAGAUGCAGGACGACCACGAGCGCAUCCGUCCCCCGCCGUCCUCCUCCUCCUGGCACUCCGGCUGUAACCUGGGAGCACAGGGCACCACCCUGAAGCCCCUCAGCACGCCCACCGUUCAGAUCUCAGAAGUGGAUAUGCCUGCUGAAGGCAGGGAGACACCCAGCCCCACAGACUCCAGGGGCCUGAAGCCUGUUCAGGAGGACACGCCACAGUUGAUGCGCACACGCAGUGAUGUUGGGGUGCGUCGCCGUGGCAAUGUAAGGACAUCCAGUGACCAGCGGCGAAUCAGACGCCAUCGUUUCUCUAUCAAUGGCCAUUACUACAACCACAAGACAUCAGUUUUCACACCAGCCUAUGGCUCUGUCACCAAUGUCCGAAUCAACAGUACCAUGACUACCCCGCAGGUCCUGAAGCUGCUGCUCAACAAGUUUAAGAUUGAGAACUCAGCAGAGGAGUUUGCUCUGUACGUGGUCCAUACCAGCGGUGAGAAGCAGAAACUGAAGAACUCUGACUAUCCCCUGAUCGCCCGCAUCCUCCAGGGCCCAUGUGAACAGGUCUCCAAAGUCUUCCUAAUGGAGAAGGACCAGGUGGAGGAGGUCACCUAUGAUGUGGCCCAGUACAUCAAGUUUGAGAUGCCAGUCCUGAAGAGCUUCAUUCAGAAACUCCAGGAGGAAGAGGACCGGGAGGUGGAGAAGCUGAUGCGCAAGUACACUGUGCUUCGGCUAAUGAUUCGGCAAAGACUGGAGGAGAUAGCAGAGACCCCUGAGACUAUCUGAGCCAUAGGAACAAGAGGUAUCCAGACACUCCAGGAGCUGCUGAUGACCUGAGAAGACCCAUGGGAAGCUAGGCACUGUUCUUCCACAGAAAUGUUUCCACACGAACAUCUGCAACCCCCCAAAAGUCAGCAUUGCUCCCUGGAGUAGGAAACAGAAGCAGCAGACAGCUCCAAAUCUCCAGACCCCUGCCCUCCUUUGUUUCAUUCUUAAGAGAUCUCAUUCUAAGGAGGAACCACAAUGUGUGUGUUCACAUACCCCAGUGUUUGUGUGUGUGUGUGUGUGCACACAUGUCUGGGUGUGUAUGUGGGCACACAUGUGUGUGCAUACAUGUACUUAUUAUGUCCUUAUGCCUCCCUGAUGCUUUCAUAUGCAAUUAAACGGCCAAGCAGCCAGCACAGGUGCCACGAGGCUGGCAGACAUCCUGCUCCUGGGCAGGACGAAUGGGAGUAGCUAAGUCUUAGGCCUCUUCCAGUGCCAAUGGCAGUCACACGUAUCUGCCAUGUUUAAAGUGAAGAGGAUUCUGCAGGCUCACCAUUUGGAAUGCCUGAAGGUUUGUGGCCGAGAUUCUCUCCAUUUGUCAAGACGGAAGGGCGACUGUGAGAUCCUUGGGAAUUGGUGAUGUGACAGUCCCAGGCCCUUGGGCAAGUCCAGUGAAAUGGAAAAGUGUGGGGCAGAUGCAGUGAGUCUGUGUUUUGCACGGGAAAGGUUAUCAUUGGAGAGAGCACAAUGAAUGUCCUGUCCUAUGUGGACACCUGGAAAGGAUGGAUUCUGCCUCUGUUCUUGGCUUCUGGACACUUCUGGGUGUUUCUGCUCUCUCAAUUGCAACUCCAGUUCUUGGUGUCCUCCUUGACUUGAAGAAAAACCUUCUGAAACUAAAGUGUCUGGAGCGAAUAUGACGCUAACCUGCCCAUGUGCCAGGGUGUGUUUGGAGAUAAACCACGUUCAGAAGUUUCUAAGCACUGAUAGAGACCACCUGCUGAAAUGGCAGGUCCUUCAAGCCCCUGCACACAUCAUACCAGUAAGAGUCGUCCCCACGUGGAGUUGGGGCUUUGCACUUGAAGCUAAUACAUUAUUCUUUCUGCUCUGCACACUUGCAAGCUCCUCCACCUUCUACAAGGAGAGGGAUUCCCAGAAUGAAGACUCACCCUGGUUUUGAUUCAACCCAGGGAUCACGGAAGCUCUUUGGUGGUGUCCUGUAUAGUGUGGGCUGAGAGAAUGGUUCUCGCUUAGCCUAUGAGCAGCCAUGCUGGUGAAUUUUAAAACCAGCCUCAUUGGCAGAAUGGGCGGGCAUGGAUGGAUCUGUACCCCUCCAUUCAGGAAACCCUUGCAGCCGGCCACCUGUGUGGAUUGUACCGUUCAAGGUGGGACAGAGAUGCUGGGAGCUUGGUUCCGGUCUAUGAAACACAACCAGGCAAGAUGAGCAGCUCGUAACUCAGGCGCACCUCUGAGCUUUGCCGUAGCAGAAGGUCAUUCCCUGCCUGCUCUCAAGAAAACUCCAGAAGUGUAGCAGCCGAGGGCCCUGUCGAGUGUGCCUUUUAAGGAAGGUGGACCUCUGCAGUAGGCAUGUUCCUGAUGCUGUUCUCCACCCAUCUUAGAAGGUCUCAUUGUAGGCUUUCAAGUGACAGCAUGUGGCCAGCCAUUUUGCUGGAUAUCACUUAGCAACCUAGCUCCUCUGCUGGGCAGCACCGUCCAUUCCAUGGGCAGUGGGAUGGAAACCCAGAGGACCUUAGUCCCAGUCAUACCCUUCAAUAGCCAUCAUCAAAGCACAAAACUAGGGGCAGCAGAUGCUGUGUCCCUUAUAAUCAUAAACUUCAGUGGACUUCAGGAAAGCACAAAACUCAGCAGAGAGCUGGGGGGGUCCCUUUUAUUACAGAUGAAGAGAAGCUCUGUGGAUGCAAAUAUGUAAGAAAAUAAUUCGACAAUUUCCCUUCCAGUUAUUUUUAUCUUGAAUGUUCAGAGCCCCAUAAUUCUCCCUUGGGGGUUAGGGGGCUUUCCACAGAGCACUAGCUCUUACUGGAAGGGGAUGUCUGGGUUAUAAACAUUCUUUGUGAUCCUGUUACUCUGUGACUGUUGCAGAGUUCAGGUGCCAGGCUCUCCAAGAAGGUGUUGCCAAGGUGUGGGGUCCAGAAAGAGAAUUGGGGUACAUAUCCAGUAAUCCAUCUUGGCCCACCCCCUAGAAUCAUUUCUUAACAUCCAGAUAACUGAACAAGAAUUUUAGGAACUUGGCUGGGAAUGUGAUUCGGUGGUAGAGCACUUGGUGUGUGAGAAGCCAACUUCAAUCUCUACUAUCAUAAAAAAAAGGAAAGAAAGGAAGGAAGGAAGAAAAAGAUAGCAGUUGGGUGUGGCCCAGUGGUAGUGGGAUUACUUAGUGUGUUAGGGCCUGGUUUCCAACUCCAGCACCAAGUGCCACCCCGCCCCGUGAACUUGGGAAACCUUUAAAAUGGCUGCAUCUAAACAGAUCGCUGCAGUGGUGACUGGAUUUUCUCACUGGUGUCACUUGGCCUCACAGCUUUGAACUCCAAGACUGCUUUGUGUAGGUUUAUGUAAUUGUGUGCAAUGAACCUGAGAUCCGGAGGAAUAAAAGACCAAUGCAUGGGGGGAGGGGUUAAUCCCACUUGUGAAAAGCGCUUGGCUGCAUCUGGACUCCUUUUCCUCCUGCAAAGGCUUAUGUUACAAGGUGCUGAAGAGAAGAGAACAUCAGGCACAGGCUCGCAUUCUCAGUGACAUUAGUGGGGUGGCGAUGGCUCAAAGCCUAUGGAGGUGUUAGUUGGAAAGGGCCCAAAGCCUGCCUGUGUUCCUGGUGGAGGGCACACGGCUAACACUGGACAGACUACAGCUGAGCCUGAGGAGAGAGCCUCAAGAGGACAAUACCUUGGCCCAAAGCCAAGAUGUUGGCCUGAGACGAGUUGAUAUUUUUGGAAGGAAAUAUUUGCACCCAUCUCCUUCCUAACUGUUUCUAGAAACUUCCAGAUAAAGACACUUUAUCAUUUUAUCUGUGGCAUAUGAUGAUCUUCCCAAGUCUGUUGUUUGUGCAAAAAUCUUGGCAAGGAUUGUGUUUUGUGUGUUUAUUUGGUGUCAGGAUGGUGGAUGAGGAAACUGUCCAAAUGGCAAGAAGCACUCAAGAAAUACCAGUUCUUACAAAAUGACAAAAAUAAAAUUUCAAAAGAAAAGCCAUAUUUUACUGGAAGCUUUGUAACAUGGAGAAUUUGGGGAUCAGGAAAGAAAGAAAUUUCCAAGAAAGAAAUACGGCCGGUGACCAGAGGAUGUUUAGUGUCCCACAACAGCGAGACCAGCCCAGGGUGAGGGAGGAGACAGGAGGCUGCCCGGAGCUCACUUCCACAGUUCUGAAGUUUUUACUUGGGCUGUUUUCUGUAAAGUCUGGCUCCUGACAGAUGAGAGUGCAUCAUGAGAAUAAACUUGGCUCAGUGGGACAUUCCUUCUUGCAGACCGAUUGAAAGUGCUCACCAAGUCUUGAGAUACACACACACCCCCUCCUGUUCCCACUGAACUGAGAGCAGAGGUGCUUAACUGUGAACUUUCGGAAAAGCCCCGGUAUCCAGGCUGCUGGCUUCUGGGGUUACUGCUAGUGUUCCUUCAGUCUCCCUCCUAGUUACGUGUAGUCUUUUUUCUUUGUCAUAACUUGCCUAUUAGGAAUGGUACACGACUUAGUUCAACGAUUGGUUUUGAACUGAUAAACAGAUGUGUGUAGGCAUCUUGACAUGAUUUGAUGAGGUCUCAGUGGGAAGCCAUGGUUUUGUAACCUUUUUUUAUUUUAAAUGCACCUGAUUUAGACCUUAUUUAAAUAAAGCAGUUUUAGAAGAACA
Molecule: messenger RNA, 5075 nt
Organism: Mesocricetus auratus (golden hamster)
Lineage: Eukaryota; Metazoa; Chordata; Mammalia; Rodentia; Cricetidae
Gene: Rassf2
Product: Ras association domain family member 2
Exons: 11
Coding region: 271-1251 (326 amino acids)
Biological process (GO): positive regulation of JNK cascade; regulation of non-canonical NF-kappaB signal transduction; signal transduction
Cellular component (GO): cytoplasm; nucleus
Source: RefSeq, a predicted model, not a curated record